AUGAGCCUUCGCCGAGAGAGGCACUUGUCAGCCACGGUAUACUUCGGGAUUCAAGAAAUAGUACGCAUAUUGGUAAAGGAUUGGCAGAAUAUAGACCAAGAGGAUAACGACCGUGGGACACCGCUCUCAUAUGCCGCCAAGAACGGGCAUAAGGCUGUUGUCAAGCUGCUACUAGCGACAGACAGGGUUGAUGUCGAUGCCAAAGAUUGUGAGGCUCGGACACCGCUCUCAUAUGCCGUCGAGAACGGGCACGAGGCUAUCGUCAAGCUGCUGCGUGCUUGA
Akanthomyces muscarius is the source of this 282-nucleotide messenger RNA. RefSeq lists its product as uncharacterized. The coding region runs from base 1 to 282 and encodes 93 amino acids. The transcript has 3 exons. Gene Ontology annotation, molecular function: protein binding. Lineage: Eukaryota; Fungi; Ascomycota; Sordariomycetes; Hypocreales; Cordycipitaceae. The record is from RefSeq and is a predicted model, not a curated record.